Malassezia globosa CBS 7966 is the source of this 3129-nucleotide messenger RNA. RefSeq lists its product as uncharacterized. NCBI's taxonomy places the organism in Eukaryota, Fungi, Basidiomycota, Malasseziomycetes, Malasseziales, Malasseziaceae. Gene Ontology annotation, molecular function: DNA-binding transcription factor activity; protein binding; sequence-specific DNA binding. Gene Ontology annotation, cellular component: nucleus. The transcript has a single exon. The record is from RefSeq and is a predicted model, not a curated record. Gene Ontology annotation, biological process: regulation of ribosomal protein gene transcription by RNA polymerase II. The coding region runs from base 1 to 3129 and encodes 1042 amino acids.
AUGUUUGUGUCUGCACCGUCGGUGCCGCCGCAGCGUAGUCGCGCGCUUUCCACACCUGGCAAGACUAGCUCAUCAAGCCAUGGUGUGACUGGUGAUGUUUCUCGCUCCUUGUCGCGUUCAGCGUCCUGGACUCAGGAAUCUAUGUGUCACACGCCUUCGUCCAUCACCUCGACACCUGCACAAGAAGGUCCGAUCCGUGCAUAUGCGAAGCUCGAGUUUCCCGGCUUCUCGUACUAUAUCCAAACGCUUCAAGUCACGAUCGGUCGACGACCUCAAGGCGUGCCACCCCGACCACCACAUUUGCCGUCUCCAAGCGGGUCAGCUGCUUCUUCUGCGCUUCCCGCUCCCUGGUUUACGCCGAAAGAUGUUGAUGUGGAUUUGGGUCCACUCAAGUCCAUUUCACGUUUGCACGCGCGCAUCUUUUACUCGGCUCAGCCAGAAUUCAUUCGUGCACCGCUGUACGCGCCGACAUCUGUCUUGCACCAUCAAGUUCCUGCGACGCCUGCCACAACUUCGAAGAAUUUAGGGACGCAUUCCGGCGCACCUGUUGCGAAUAAUGCUAACGCCGGUGCUGACGCUGACGUAGCGGCUGACGACGACCAGUCCGACUCUGCAUUGGCGGCUACAUCACCGUCGUCAGAUAGUAUGCCUAGAUCCGAGGGUCGCUUCAUGCUCGAAGUACUUGGACGAAAUGGCGCUUUUGUUGACGAUGUUUGGGUCAGUGUACAUGGCGUUGUCCCACUUGGUCAGCGGACCAAGAUCCAGAUUGCUGAGCGUGUGUUUUAUUUUGUAUUGCCACCACCCAUUAGCUCUAUGGACAAUGCUGCUUUGGAUGAAGGCACAGCUCUAUCAGGCGAAGAUGAAGCUCAUGACGAAGAUAAUGAUGAUGGCGUGGCUUUGUCGUCUGAGCUCUCCGACAUGGAUACGGAUGCAGGUGCAAACAUGGUUGACUCAACGGGAGCGCACGCCAAGACUGAGACUGGCAGCAUAUCUGCAGACCUCGAGGAAGAGAGACUACGUUGCAGUCCGACUACAUUGAACUCAACGGAUGCACCACGGCCACCAAAGUUUGUUUUGAAACCACGCACAAAGGUGACUUCGACGGCUGUGAAACGACUUCGUGAUGAUGAUGAUGAUGAUGAUGAGGCCUCGGAUGAUGCCAAACGCGCACGACCUGCCUCCGGCACAGUCUUACACGACAAAGCAAAGGGUAAGGGCAAGGGUAAGAUCAAAGAGAAAGAAAGCGACAAGGACCAAGUGAAGGAAAAGAACAAAGCAUCGACAAAGGGUAAAGGUAAAGGUAAAGGCAAGGGUACAGGCAAAGGAGCUAAGAGUAUAAAACUCGAAGACUCGAUAUCCAGCGGAGAUGAUAAUGUGAUCCCUGUGGAUGAUGAUGACGAUGAUGAAGCGCCACUAUCCCUACAUAAGUCCUCCCCUGCUACAGCGAACUCGUCUAUGCCAGUGUUCCAAAAACCUGAUCUCUCUAAUGUACAGCUUAUUACGAAUGCCCUGUCAUCCGAGUCAUGUUCCAGAAAAGGACACAAACUCACACUGCAAGAAGUAAAUGAAUGGCUUCAAAAUACGUAUCCAUGGUUCAGUCAAAAUGGCCGAAAAACGGGCCGUGACUGGCAGAGUUCUAUUCGUCACACCAUCAGCUCAAGCCGUGAAUUCGUAAAAAUCCCCCGUCGCCCUGACGAGCCUGGAAAAGGUAUUUUUUACACGCUCAGUGGAAGUGAACUAGCCAAAGCUCAUGUGGCUGUACGCCCAGAGCCUUCAUCGGCGCAUGCCGACGAUACCACCUCGGCUCACACAACGGCCAGUUCAGACCUUAAGCCGCCGUCUUUGUCAUCGGUCGUCACAACUGUCCCAUCCACUUCGACUUCGUCAUCUUCGUCUAACCGUUCGUCUGCUUUGCUAUCAACAAGAAAUCUGUCCACUUCUCCCUCUGUCAAUGCCAGUCCAGCGACACUCUCCGUACCCACAGUGGCCCCGACAUCUGCUUCGUCUGCUGCACCCUCAGCACCACCCGCAUCUUCGACUCUUUCUUCGGCUGCUCAGCACCAGACGCACCCACCGCAUCCAUCCGAUACCAAGCGGGUCAUGCCGCGCAUUCCUCUAGUCGUUGGCGUGCCGCCUCAGACGGAGUCCAGUGCAUCUCGUGCACACUCAACCCCAGGCUCGCUCGAGUCUUUGCUUGAAACCCCGCCGAUCGCUCACCACCAAGGCAAGUUGUACUUGAGUCCCUCGGUGUUCGGGCAUCUUACACGUGAGCAACUUGAUCAUAUUGAAGGACUCGGUGCUCAGCAGGCAUUGCAAAUUUUACAAACUUACUUGGUCACGCAUCUCAAGGCCAAAAUGCGCAAGGCUUCAUCUUCGCCUGGUGUAGCGCCCACAACUGCUUCGGCUCGUUCGCCUACGCCGUCAUCGAUGCCGUCCUCUAUGGAGUCAUCAGCAUCUACAUCGGCAGCAGUCGCGUCGUCAUUAGCAGCGACAAGCAGACCCGCUGUGUCUCCGGCACCUUCGUCCACACCCACAUUAGGUUCAUCCUCCGCUACGAUGCCUUCCCAGACUUUAGCCCCUAAUCAUGCACCUCGGGCCACCGCAGGGACUCUCCCAACGUCUGCAUCGACGCCGACAGCUGCGCCCUUUACGACAUCAUCCUUUGCACAACGACUCGAAGCCCCGAAAGUGCCCCGUAUUCCCGUGGCAACCAAGUCAGAGACAUCCAUUCCACCUAGCGCUUCGUUUCAAACGACGUCCCAACCAUCCCAAGCCACGACAUCCGAAAUGGCUCCCUUACCCACGUCAACUCCCCAUAUACCCAAGCCUGCCGACAAGCAGAGCGAUCCAUUAUCUGCCAUCUCGGCCCUUGCAGCACAUCCUGAGGCAGCAGGACUCAUUACGCUCCUUAAGAAGCAACAGGCUGGUGGUCAUGGCACGGUCAAGCUGACGGCCGGACAACUUGAGCUUCUACAGUUAGCGAAUCGCUUGGCUAUGCAGCGUAAAAAGAAGCCAGGCGCAAGUCCUUCCUCAGCAGGCUCAUCCGCUUCAGGACCCUCAGCGCCUGCACCUCCUGACCAGAUCGAGCAGCCUCAGCAACACCAACAACCAUCGCGACCUGCCAACUAG